UUAUUGCUCUUAUCUCAUUCGAUACUCUGGAAGAUCACAGAUAAAUGGAGAUAAAGUACUGAAACAGUAGGCCAUUAUUGUGCUUGCAGACCCAAGCAGAAAAUGGGCGAGUAAUUUUUGGUGCUCAAUUGAAAUCAAAUGCUGCUUCUGUGCCAAUUAGCUUGCCUGGAUUUGGAUUUUUUUGGGGCUCAACUGAGAUGGCUCAAUUGUGGUUUGAAAGUGGCAUUUUUGAAAUACUUUCCUAGGAUGAGAGUUUUGAUAAUUAAGUUGAAAUGUGUACAACUGUGACGUGGUUGGUUUUAAUGCACUCUGAUAAGGACAUCUGUUUUUUUUUUUUUUUUUUUUUUUAGAUUUUGUAUUCUGAAAAUCAGUACUUGGGAUAGCACACUGAUAAGGAUGUCUCUUUUCUUUUCUUUAUGUCUUAAAAAGUAUGUUCUGGAUGUUGUAGUGUGGAAUGCAAUAGUAAGAACUCCUUGUUGUGACAGGCAUCAUGAGGGUGGUAGGCUCUCUGAUCAACAAAUGGCAUUGCUGCAAUAUCAGCGAGAAAAUAUCCAUUUUCUAAGUGAGGAGAUUCUCAGAUUACAAGAAUGCUUGAGCAAAUAUCAAAGGUCUGAUGAUGGGAGCACACCUCAGGUUGAUCUUGCUCAUCUAUUAGCAGCUCGUGACCAGGAACUGCGCACAGUGUCAGCUGAGAUGAAUCAACUUCAAUCUGAGCUUAGUCUUGCUAGAUCUCUCAUUUCUGAGAGAGACUCUGAAAUCCAGCGCGUCCAGAGUACAAAUAAUCAGUAUAUUGAGGAGAAUGAAAGGCUGAGGGCCAUUUUGGGUGAAUGGAGUACCCGAGCUGCUAAGCUUGAGCGUGCAUUGGAGGUUGAGCGAAUGUCAAAUUUGGAGUUGCAAAAGAAGUUGGCAACAAUGAAAAGCCAAACAUCGAGGGAAUUAACUGGACGAGUUGACAACUGGCUUGUCAAUUAGGGUAUAUCUGAAACAAAUUCAUUCAUUGAUUCUCUAUGUUGUAUACGAUCGUUUUCUUUUUUCAGCUAGUCUAUGAUGACUGAAUGUCGAUAAAAAAAAAAAAAAGGAGAGCACAGCAAGAAGAGCUGACGACCCAAUGUACAGAUUACCAUUGGCGUUAACGUUAUUAGCUGGACAAUGGAGUGCGUACGUGUUUUUCCUC
This is a messenger RNA of Coffea arabica (coffee), 1174 nucleotides long. The record is from RefSeq and is a predicted model, not a curated record. NCBI's taxonomy places the organism in Eukaryota, Viridiplantae, Streptophyta, Magnoliopsida, Gentianales, Rubiaceae.